AUGUCCAGGCGCUUUCGUUGGGCUGAUCUACAGGUUAAGAGGCUGGAGGAAUGCCGAACAGACGACCAUAUGAAGGAGGCACUGCGCACGAUUCCGGACUCGCUCGAAGCCACCUAUCAAACCAUUAUAGACAAUAUCGCAGAGCGGGAUCGGUCCAUCGCACGUGGGAUUCUGAUUCCCAUGUGCUUUUCGGCCGCGCCGCUGGACUUGCAAACCGUGGCUGAUUCCGUGUCACUACGGUCUUCGCGCCAUGUCAUGGACAUUUGUACUACAUCAUUGCUCAGCACAUCGGGUGAGGAGGUUCGAUUGGCCCACUUUUCAGUGAAGGAAUUCCUGGUCUCGGAAGAUGCCGUUGGGAAUAUUUGCCGUUUCUCAGAGCGUGCUGCCAAGGAUCACCUGGCGAAAAAGACGGUUGACUGCAUUUCUUGCCAGACGGAGGAAUUGAACCAAGAAAUGGCGGCCAUAAAGCCUUUCCUUGCAUAUGCGUCUUGUCACUGGCAGGCAUAUGUCGCAGCUCUUGUCGACAUUAAUCCUCAAAACGCAGACCUGGGACGCAAAAUAGAUAGCCUGUUCACCGAGCCAACAGUGUACUUUAAUUGGUCACGCAUAGCCGAUAGUUAUGCGAUUACCAAUGACAACCAAUGGAACAAACUCCGCAGCGAGUGCAAGCCAGCUAUCGAUCGGGCUACUGAAAUGGGGUUAGUAGGGCCCGUGGAUACUCCGGUCAACCAGGGAGCAGACCCUUUGCAAUCCUGGAAGGCCAUGUCAUGGUGUCCGUUGAAACGUGCUGCCCUUGAGGGCCGCUUGAAAAUAGUGGAGUUGCUCUUGAGGAAGAAUAUUACAAUCUCUACCGAGCUCGCCAAGGCCUUGAUCGGUCUCGUGAAGCACGAUGUGGAAGUAGAACACGCAUUGGAAGGCGUUCUGAAGGCCUUGCUGGACCGGGGGGUUCUGCAAGACACGGCACGAGGCCCCAGCGAGUCUAUUUCAGAGCACAUCGUUAGUUACGCGAUGACAAAUCGAUAUUCGGGAUUGCUAAUCCUGAAUAUAUUCCUUGAUUGGCGAGAUAGGGGUCUAGUAUCAGUACCCAUCACUGGCGACGUUAUGCGAUGCGCUGUCGUUUUUUCGUCCCCCGCCGAGGAAAUGCUCGAGUUGCUCUCUAGAAGAUCACAGGAGGGGUUCUAUAUUUCCCCUACAAUGUUUAUCGAUACGGGAGGGCUGCCGAUGCUCUUUGACGGCAUCGCUGCCCUUGCACGUAGGCGACCGGCGAAGCUUCCUCUCUCGGAUGCCCUUUUAGAAGGAAUGGCCAUAAAGUGCGACUCUGCCACCAUGGAUACCCUGCUCCAGGCUCGUCCCGACAUCAAAGUGACAGAGAAAAUCUUGGUGGCAGCUGCACAAAACAACCUGGGUGUAGAUAUGCUCAAGUUGCUGUGGCCGCUGCGAGAACCCGGUGCAUCAAUUACCGAAGAUGUCCUGACUAGUGCUGCAAAGAGCAGGUCACCAAUCAUUUUGAAACUCCUGAUCGACAAACUUCAACCAUCUGUGCAGUUGACAGAAACAGUCAUGAAAAGUAUUAUAGGGAAUUGGGAGUGUGGGCUGUCCAUGAUGAAGACAAUUUUGGAUGACCCGCGCGUUACAUUCGAGGUAUCUGAACCAUUAAUUUCAAUGGCUGCUUCAACAACCCAGGCCCCGCUGGAGAUGUUGGACCUGCUAGUCAACAAUAGCGAGACCGAAGUACAUAUCACUGAGGACAUAGUAUGCGCCGCUGCAGGAAACAUCAUCUACUCAUCAUCUGUUCUGGAAUAUCUUUCUCAUCUGGAGGCCCGUCCCCUUCCCGUUACGGAGAAGGUAGUCAUGGGUGCAAUCCGCAACCCGAAGACUCUGGAAAUAUUGUUCGAGAAAUGUCCCAAUGCUCCUAUUACUGAUCGCGUAUCUCUGGGGGCCUGUUCAUAUGCCGACCAGAUGCGUCUGCUUCUGGACAAACCUCAUGGUGUACUCCCAAUUGAAAAAAUGGUAGAGAAGCUUUCCAACAACUACCUGGAUUCCUGUGUGGUGCUUGACCUGCUGUUUGAGCGAAAUAUUUUGACUGUCAAUGAACAGCUCGUGGAAACCCUGGCCGCAAGCUAUGGGCCGUUGAACACACUGCUUAAUCAAAGGCCAGAUGCUCCAAUCACAGUGAAAGUGUUACUUCAAGCGGCCAGGAAUCCCCGAUCCAUACGUCUAUAG
This is a messenger RNA of Aspergillus oryzae RIB40, 2223 nucleotides long. RefSeq lists its product as uncharacterized. The record is from RefSeq and is a predicted model, not a curated record. Bases 1 to 2223 code for a protein of 740 amino acids. The transcript has a single exon. NCBI's taxonomy places the organism in Eukaryota, Fungi, Ascomycota, Eurotiomycetes, Eurotiales, Aspergillaceae.